Cyprinodon tularosa is the source of this 2232-nucleotide messenger RNA. Its product is annotated as protein asteroid homolog 1-like. NCBI's taxonomy places the organism in Eukaryota, Metazoa, Chordata, Actinopteri, Cyprinodontiformes, Cyprinodontidae. Bases 1 to 2034 code for a protein of 677 amino acids. Gene Ontology annotation, molecular function: nuclease activity. The transcript is spliced from 8 exons. The record is from RefSeq and is a predicted model, not a curated record.
AUGGGGGUUAGAGGCUUGGACUCCUUCUUAAAAAGUCAGGAUGGGAUUUAUGAAAAUCUCCAGUUUAGAAGCAGCCGACUGGUGAUCGAUGGCUGCAGCCUGACCUACCAGCUGUACUUCAGCUCAGGUCUGGACCAGAAUCAUGGUGGGGAGUAUGCCGCCUAUGAGAACCUGAUUGAGAGAUUCAUCACAGCUCUCAGAACCUGUAAAAUCUCUCCGUUUGUGGUUCUAGAUGGAGGUUCUGUUAUUUCGAAGGCGAAAACUGCAGUAAAGAGAGCCAAAAACCGAAUCCACAAAAGCAACAGAGCAAGCAUGAGUGGGGAACACAAAGACAUCCUCCCCAAGCUGGCAGACAUAGUCUUCAGACAGAAGUUGGCCCAACUACAGGUUCCGGUGGCCCAGUCCAUCAGCGAGUCUGACCAGGAGAUAGCUGCCCUGGCAGCGGAAUGGGAGUGCCCAGCGCUGUCUAAUGACAGUGACUUCUAUAUUGUUGACUUACCAAAGGGAUUCCUGCCUUUCUCUGAUUUCCAGUGGAAACAGAACGGUUCUCUGAGCUUCAUCCCCUGUAGGAGGUACAAGUCCUCCACGUUCUGUCGCUUGUUUAGACUCCAGCCCCAGUUCCUGCCUACCUUUGCUGCCUUGGCUGGUAACGACUACAUAGAGUGGGAAGAGAUCAACUGGGAUCAAUUUGUCCCACCUGGCACAGAGCCCCACGGUCGUCUCAGAGGGCUGCUUCACUGGCUGAAGAGGUACCAGGAACCAGAGGAAGCCUUGGAGGCAGCUCUGGACCUGAUGGGAGAACCGAACGAGAAAAAAGAGGAGGUCCUCCAAAGACUACAUCUGGGGAUGAAGGCCUAUCAGCUGCGACCGAGUGCUCUGAGCAGGUUCUUCCUUCAUAAAGAGCUGCCUGAGUUUCCAGCACAGGUAGCGCAUCGCGUUCCAAAAUGGAUGCUACUCGCCCUGGCCCAAGUCUGUCUCAGUCGAUUUAUUCUGGACAAAAUGCUCAAGACAUUUGGAGAGGCUGUAAAACAAGCUAUGAUGGAACCGGGUGGAACCAGCAACCCUGAUUGUCGUUCCCAAGAACCGCCUCUUCCUUCUGCUCAGGCAGUGGACCGUGGUGCUGGUGUGAAUGAGAUCUCCAGACCGAUCCGACAGGUGAUGUACGGGCUUCUGUUCGGGGGAAAGAAGUUAGUUCACGUGGAGGAGUUUGACAAAAACGAAGACAAUGAGCUGAUAUCCAUCGAAGUAAAACCAGAAUUCACCAAAACCAGUAAAAGGCUCCACCUUGAAACCUUGCCCGAGGCAGAGCUCUCGGACCGUCUGCAGGUCUUACUGGAAACUCUGGGAGUGACCGAGGAGUCUCUGAGCCUUCUGCCACCUGAGCUGAAGCUCCAAGCAGCCGUCACCUGUUACUGGUUUCGGAAAGCUCAGCCUACUCCAGACUUCACAGAGCUAGAUGCGCUACUGCUGGGAAUGUGCAUCAAGAACACACCUACAUCCACAGCAGCCUUGAAAACAGAAAAGAGCCAGAAACUGGAGCAGAAUGUGGUUCCCGCCUUCAAGCAAUGGCAGACUUGUCUGCAGGACAGCAUCCAUCUGAACCAGCUGCUGUGCUUCCCUCUGGAUGAACCAGAUGUUGCACGGUUGUACCAGGGGAAACUGGUCCACCAGCUGCUCCACAGCAUGAGGUCCGGUGGAAAACCGAAGACCUUCCUGAAGGGUGACGGGUCCAGUGAGAAGCUGUACUGCUCCAUGCUCUCCAUGGUCCUCCAGCACCAGGGUCAGAAGGGCCAAGGUGCGGCGACCCGUCAGCAGCAGAGUCUGAAGGACCUGAGCACCAACGUCCAGCUGCUGUCCCUGCAGGACGACGAGACGGAAAAAGAAGUUCAAGCAGCCGCUGCAGCAGCGCAGCGGGAGCUGGAUGAGCAGCAGCUUCAGCUGAGACCCCGACACAGAACCAAGGAGAGGAGCAACAGGUGUAAGAAUCCAGAACUGGCCCGUAAAAAGGACUGUCGGGGCUGGGACCUCCUCUGAUGGAUGCUGCUUCCAUCUGAACGUUGCUGAGAUCUUUGCCAGAACCUUUCAUUCUGCUGAAGGUUCUACAGGGGGAUCGGAUGGGUUCUCAUAAAUGUUCAGAGUUCUGAGGGCUGAUAGCUUCUCCUGCUCAUGUCUUCUUCUGUUGAGAUUUCAUCAGUUUUUGGCUUCAUUCAAUCUGAAUAAAAGUUUUUUAUC